Molecule: messenger RNA, 312 nt
Organism: Prunus armeniaca (apricot)
Lineage: Eukaryota; Viridiplantae; Streptophyta; Magnoliopsida; Rosales; Rosaceae
Source: the annotation of a GenBank genome assembly
AUGCACCCCGAUUCCCAUAUUGGUGACUGCAAUCUUGUGCACUGCCGUGGACCUUAUGGCGAAAACAUAGCGAAGAGCAGCAGUGACUUGUCGGCCACGACGGCCGUGAACAUGUUUGUAUUAGAGAAGUCCAGCUAUGAUUACAACUCUAACUCACGUGCUUCCGGCAAGUUGUGUGGCCAUUAUACUCAAGUUGUUUGGCUCAACUCAGUUCGUCUAGGGUGUGCAAAAGCAAGGUGCAACAACGGAGGCACCUUCAUUGGGUGCAACUAUGAUCCCCCAGACGAUUAUAAUGGGCAGAGGCCUUAUUAA